Molecule: messenger RNA, 1065 nt
Organism: Calliphora vicina (urban bluebottle blowfly)
Lineage: Eukaryota; Metazoa; Arthropoda; Insecta; Diptera; Calliphoridae
Gene: Gar1
Product: Gar1 ribonucleoprotein
Exons: 1
Coding region: 52-789 (245 amino acids)
Biological process (GO): ribosome biogenesis; snoRNA guided rRNA pseudouridine synthesis
Cellular component (GO): box H/ACA snoRNP complex
Molecular function (GO): box H/ACA snoRNA binding
Source: RefSeq, a predicted model, not a curated record
CGUUUUAUUUUCAUUUAUAUUGUAAAUUAAAAGUGAAUUAAAUUUUUUAACAUGGGCUUCGGACGCGGCGGCGGUGGUGGUGGAGGACGUGGAUUUGGAGGAGGUCGUGGUGGCGGCGGAGGCCGUGGUGGUGGCGGUUUUGGAGGAGGUGGCGGCGGAGGUUUUGGUGGUCGUGGUGGCGGUGGACGCGGAGGUGGUGGUCGUGGAGGCGGUGGCUUCCGUGGAGGACGUGGUGGUGGCAACUUCCAACAAGGUCCUCCUGAUCAUGUUAUACCACUCGGCAGCUACUCUUACAAAUGUGAAGACGAUUUGGUGUGCAAAGUAGAAAUCGAUGAUGUACCAUACUUCAAUGCCCCCAUUUAUUUGGAAAACAAAGAACAAAUUGGUAAAAUUGAUGAGAUUUUCGGAACUGUUAAAGACUACUCUGUCUCGGUAAAGUUAUCCGACAACAUGAACGCUAGCAGUUUUAAACAGAGUCAAAAAUUGUUUAUUGAUCCCUCAAAACUACUGCCCAUUGCAAGAUUUUUGCCAAAACCACCUCAGCCAAAAGGUGCCAAGAAGAAGGGACCUGGCGGUGGUGUUGGUGGCGGCCGUGGAGGCGGUGGAUUUGGCCGUGGUGGUGGCGGACGUGGAGGCGGCGGAUUUGGCCGCGGAGGUGGUGGUGGCCGUGGAGGCGGUGGUGGCUUCGGUCGUGGAGGUGGUGGUGGCGGUUUCGGCCGUGGAGGUGGUGGUGGAGGACGAGGCGGUGGCGGACGUGGUGGCAGAGGUGGCGGCGGCGCACGCUGGUAGAUUUCAUAUCCAUAUGUUGUAAGCAUUUUUAGAAGAGCUCCUGAGGUUACCCCACUAUUUAGAUUUAAGUAGACUUUCUAAUAUGAAUGUAUAAGUAUGUAGUUUACAAAAUAUACAAUUUCUGUGUAUAUCAAUAACAAUAAAUUUUAUACAUUUUAAUUAUUACUGAAUAACAACAUCAGCAUGUUUUUUAAGAAUAUUAUUAGGAUUUAAGUACAUCCAAGUGUACAUGAAAUGUUAAAACUUAAUAAAGUUUUUUUUUUCAAAAAAAUAAAA